GGCAAACCUUCUUUCUCCGCUGAUCUCUCUGCCAAACCUUCUUUCUCAAUAAUUCAUCCUCUCAUUUCCCAGCUUCUUCACGCCUUUACAAACCCCCCCUUUGCCGCUCUUAUACUAACACUUUGCUCUGUUCCGCUUUUCCCAUUUCUUCCCCCUUUUGCUUUAUUCCCAGAUUUCUAUAACUGAUUCACUUCUACACACUCCAACCUCAUUGAUUCGUACUGUGUGAGGUAGGAGCAGAGCCAUGUCCAAGCAUUUGCUCCUUCUCUUUCUCUUAGCAUUGCCUUUUACCAAAUGGGUUCACGCCUUAAACCCCUACAAUCUCUCUGAUUCUACUCUCUUCGACUCUUAUGAAACUUCCUUUGCUGCUACCCUUACUCCUCUCAUGGUGGGACUCACUCUCAUUCAAGGAGCAGAUACAAAACAAGCAGUCUGUUUGGAUGGCACUUUGCCAGGAUAUCACCUGCAUCGUGGAUAUGGGUCUGGAGCAAAAAGCUGGCUUCUUCAAUUGGAGGGAGGUGGAUGGUGUAACAAUAUCAGGAAUUGUGUCUAUCGGAAAACAACAAGGCGUGGCUCGUCAAAAUUUAUGGAGAAGCAGAUACCAUUUACAGGAAUUCUGAGUAACAAAGCUGAAGAAAAUCCUGAUUUUUUUAAUUGGAACAGAGUGAAGGUUCGUUACUGUGAUGGCGCCUCUUUUACUGGGGAUUCAGAAAACAAGGCUGCACAGUUGCAAUUUAGAGGACAGCGGAUUUGGAUGGCUGCUAUGGAAGCAUUGAAGGCCGAGGGAAUGCGUUUUGCUGAACAGGCCUUGCUUUCUGGAUGCUCUGCUGGAGGUUUGGCAUCUAUUUUACACUGUGAUGAGUUUCGAGACUUAUUUCCCAAAACUACUAAAGUGAAAUGUCUGAGUGAUGCUGGAUUAUUCCUUGAUGUGACUGAUAUAUCUGGUGGCCACUACAUUAGAAACUUAUUUGGUGGUGUGGUGGGCUUGCAGGGAGCAGGAGGGAAUCUGCCAUCCUUCUGUAUGAACCAUCUGGAUCCCACUUCGUGUUUCUUCCCACAAAAUUUAAUUGCUGGAAUCAAAACCCCACUGUUUCUAGUGAACGCAGCAUACGAUUCCUGGCAGCUACAAUCUAGUAUAGCUCCACCUUCUGUGGAUCCGGCUGGGCAAUGGCACGAUUGUAGGCUGAAUUAUGCAAAAUGUAGCCAACCUCAGAUUCAAUUUCUUCAAGGAUUCAGGAACCAAAUGUUAGAUGCUGUUCGGGAUUUCUCAAAAUCUUCAGAAAAUGGGUUAUUUAUUAAUUCAUGCUUUGCUCACUGCCAAUCUGAGAGACAGGAUACAUGGUUCGGCGACAAUUCUCCUGUCAUCGGAAACAAGCCAAUUGCUCUGGCCGUUGGAGAUUGGUACUUCGACCGAGCAGCAGUGAAAGCAGUUGAUUGCCCUUAUCCUUGCGACACCACUUGCCACCAUCUGGUUUUCAGAGCCGCUUAGCUUAGCUUAGCCUCAACGGCUGGAUUCUUCAUUUAUUUCUCUCUUUCUGUCGUCAUGGAACCUGAACACAUACUGCAAUUUGAUUGAGAAGUCAAUAAACAAGGAAGAAGAAGCUGGUGAGAUCACAAAUCUGAUCUGCACUCCUUCUCAAACCUUGUUUCACCACACAAGAAGAUUAAACAGUUCCUCCAUUUGGAAAAGCAGCUUAGAACCAAAAUUAGAAACCACAUCUUUAUUAUUCAAUUCAAAGAAUUUCAAUA
Messenger RNA from Cucurbita maxima (winter squash), 1749 nucleotides. RefSeq names its product pectin acetylesterase 12-like. The record is from RefSeq and is a predicted model, not a curated record. The coding region runs from base 245 to 1489 and encodes 414 amino acids. Gene Ontology annotation, biological process: cell wall organization. Gene Ontology annotation, molecular function: pectin acetylesterase activity. The transcript is spliced from 12 exons. Lineage: Eukaryota; Viridiplantae; Streptophyta; Magnoliopsida; Cucurbitales; Cucurbitaceae. Gene Ontology annotation, cellular component: plant-type cell wall.